CACUGAACGUUUUUUUCGACAACCCUACGAGAAAGAAAUGAUCUGCAAUCGUUUCCAUUACAAAAGCAAAUUAAAUCAUGAUUCCCAUUUACCAAAAAAAAUCUUCCAGAUCUAGACACGAAGGCGCGAGUAAAAUAAAAUCAUAUAAGUGCAGAAACCAACAAUCCCUUCGAUAUGGUUUUUGACUAACUAGUAUUUGAUCUCGUAACGAAUUCUCUUAGCUCGUACAAUUUUAUUCUAUAUCAGUCUUAAAUAAAACCCUUUCUCAUUCUACCUACCUUGUAGGAAUAGGUUAAAACAGACACAGACGCCUCUGCCUCCUCGCCUACUUCCAGAGAAAUCACUGAAUUACGAGGUAGAGCGAUACUGGUAUACAGCUUUAACGGUUCCUUACAAAUUUUGAAAAAUUGCAUUUUUUGCAUUUCAUCUUCCAAAAACAUUUAAAAAUUUCGAAGUUUUCAUCCUUUAGAGUGUAUCCUGCAAGCUUCUGCAAACCUCGCAGUUCACCUCUUUCUAACAAGUUUCUAUUUAUGUUACAGAGUAACACGUUACUUUGAAAACGCCGUGAAAAUUUCAAAGUCCCAUUUAGAAAAGACUGUGUAUGGCAAGAUAAAAUACAGCUUAGUAUAUUCAUAACUCGUCUAUGUCUUUUUGAAGCCAACAUGAAGACAAUUUCGCUCUUUGACCGUCCAUUAGAGAUCCGGGAUACAGAAACAAAAGGUCGUGGUGUAUUCGCUUUAGAACAUUUGCCUGCUCAUACUUGUAUCGAGAUCAGCCCAGUUUUACUGUUUCAAAAAGAGCAAUAUGAAAACCAUGGUCAAUACACUGUUUUAAAUGAGUAUACCUAUGUUUGGUCAGCAGGCAGGCAAGGAUUAGCCCUCGGUUUAGGUAGCAUGUUUAAUCACGAUCGGUGUCCUAAUGUUUAUUGGAAAAAGGACGAACCGAACCGUUGUAUAUCUUAUUUUACUUUGCGACAGGUACAUCCUAAUGAAGAGUUAUGUAUAUCAUACGGUGAUCAGUUAUGGUUUGACGACGGCUCAGCUUCUAGUCAUAAUCACUAUGAUCAACCUGAAGAGGAAAACAGUUUCCUUCAAAACCUGCUUCUUUGAUUAAAAAAAAUAAAAACCCACAAAUCCCUUUCUAUCCUUUUAGUAUUUGCUCUUUUACUUAUUCGCGUUAGACUAUGCGGUAUAAUAUGGUUUUAACACAUGUAAACAACGUUUAUG
Schizosaccharomyces cryophilus OY26 is the source of this 1226-nucleotide messenger RNA. RefSeq names its product histone lysine methyltransferase Set7. Gene Ontology annotation, molecular function: histone H3K37 methyltransferase activity; protein binding. The transcript is spliced from 2 exons. The coding region runs from base 663 to 1109 and encodes 148 amino acids. The record is from RefSeq and is a predicted model, not a curated record. NCBI's taxonomy places the organism in Eukaryota, Fungi, Ascomycota, Schizosaccharomycetes, Schizosaccharomycetales, Schizosaccharomycetaceae.